GAGGCACCAAUGGGGAUAGUGAAUGUCCCGAAAGUUCUCCAGGCUGGGAGUAUCGGGGAAUUCCUCCGAAGGAGGCCAAGAGAUCCCAUGCAUCAGCAAUCAGCAGUCGGUUCCCUUUCCCUCGCACAGUGGGAAGCCCAGUGGCAGGAGUUCCUCACGACAGUGGAAAACCCUCACUCUGGAUGGGGAAUUUCCCACUUGCCAGAGAAACCUUCACCCUGGGAUGAUCCCAAGGCCUUUCUGUCUUCUUUCGAGCAAGUGGCUGAAGCCUGCCGAUGGCCGAAGGAAGAGUGGGUGACUCGACUCCUGCCAGCCUUCAGUGGAGAUGCUGAGGAGGCCUUUCACAGAAUGGAUGUCAGAGAGGAUUAUGGGAAGGUGAAGGCAGCCAUCUUGCGAUGGGAUGCCCUGAGCCGGGAGAAACAGCGCCAACAAUUCCGGCAUUUCUGCUACCUGGAGGCUGAUGGGCCACAGGGGGCUUACAGUCGACUGCGGGAAAUAUGCCGUGGGUGGCUGAGAGUGGAGAAUCACAGCAAGGAGCAGAUCCUGGAGCUCUUGGUCCUGGAGCAACUGCUGAGCAUCCUGCCCUUGGAGAUCCAGAGCCGAGUGAGGGAAAGUGGCCCUCAGAACUGUUCCCAGGCAGUGGCUCUGGCCGAGGAGUUCCUCUUGAGGCAGGAGAAGCAGGUACCCUCGGAGGAGGCAGUCGGGAGUGUCUCUGAAGCAGACCGGGCUCCACCUGGGAGUGAGGAGAGGCAGCCCUUGAUGGCUGUCAAGGAAGAGGAGGAUGAAGAGCCCUUCCUGGUUGGUAAGGAGGGAGGGAGCAUUCUGGAGCCUGACAUAGGAUCCGCAUUACUGUCAGAUGAUGAUAUGAGGCAGAAUGAAAAUGACGAUGUUCUCCAGGUACUCUUGGAACAAUGGAAGAAUGAAGAUUUCGAAGGAAACUUUAGGAAACAAGACAGACAACAGAAGCAGGAGAGAAGCCACAGGGUGGAGAGGAAGGAGAACCCUAUUCUUGGCCAAGUACAUGACGUCCAGGAAAUCCCACUACGAGGAGGAAAGACUACCCAAAAGAGAAGGAACAGAGGCAUCAAUGCUGACCCGAGAAUCUACACAGGGGAAAAUCAAAAUGAAGUCAUGGAAUUUGGAAAGCGUAUCAGUCAGAGCGCGGACCUGAUUUCGCACCAACAAAUCCACGCCCUGGAAAAACCGUAUCGUUGCUCGGUGUGUGGAGAGAGCUUCAGUCGGAGAACGAUUCUGACUUCCCACCAAAGAAUGCACAUGAGGGAAGAGCCAAAAAACCCCGCAGAGUGUGAAAACAGGCACAGUGGAAAAUCACACCAUCCGAAGCAUCAGAUAAUCCACACAGAUAACCCGUAUCAGGGCUCGGAAGUUGAAAAGAACUUCAACCCCCUUACUGUGCAACAAAUAACACACACAGUGGAGAGGCGGUAUCAAUGCUUAGAGUGUGGGAACAGGUUUAGGAGAGCCUCACACCUUCAGCAGCAUCAGACUAUCCACACAGGGGAGAAACCACACCAGUGCUUAGAAUGUGGGAAGAAGUUUACUCGGGGAUCCUCUCUGCGACAGCAUCAGAGAAUCCACACAGGCGAGAAGCCUUACGAGUGCUCCGAGUGCGGGCAGAGAUUCUGCUUCAGUUCCCACCUUCAGCGGCAUCAGACGAUCCACACGAUGGAGAAACCGUACCAGUGCUCAGAGUGCGGGAAGGCCUUCUGUCACCGCGUCAGCCUCACGGUGCAUCAGAGAAUCCACACGGGGGAGAGACCGUACAAAUGCUCUGUGUGUGGAAAGAAAUUUAGCCAUUCGUCGUACUUGCUGAAGCACCGAAGAAUCCAUACAGGGGAGAAACCUUACGACUGUGCUGAGUGUGGAAAGAGAUUCAGUUUCAGGUCCCGCCUGCAACGGCAUCAACGGACCCACGUGCCAAAAACUGAAUAGCUGCUCGGUUUGCAGCCAGGGCUCUUUCAGGUUGAUCAAAA
Molecule: messenger RNA, 1994 nt
Organism: Heteronotia binoei (common prickly gecko)
Lineage: Eukaryota; Metazoa; Chordata; Lepidosauria; Squamata; Gekkonidae
Product: zinc finger and SCAN domain-containing protein 20-like
Exons: 3
Coding region: 10-1953 (647 amino acids)
Biological process (GO): regulation of immune system process; regulation of cytokine production; negative regulation of transcription by RNA polymerase II
Source: RefSeq, a predicted model, not a curated record